This is a messenger RNA of Brassica oleracea var. oleracea, 808 nucleotides long. RefSeq lists its product as uncharacterized. The transcript has 5 exons. NCBI's taxonomy places the organism in Eukaryota, Viridiplantae, Streptophyta, Magnoliopsida, Brassicales, Brassicaceae. The record is from RefSeq and is a predicted model, not a curated record. The coding region runs from base 20 to 808 and encodes 262 amino acids.
GGAUGAAGAACAUUGAGAUAUGAAAGCACACAAAGCAUACUACCAGAGGGUUGAUUUCGUAUCAAAUUCGCUGCAGGGGAUUCCCCAACUGUGCCUCUGUGGAUCAAUCACGAAGGAAAUUGUAGAUGAAGAUGAUACAUAUGACUACCUCCCUGGGAAAAGAUACUUCAUCUGCAAAGACUUCGAGAAUGACGGUCUGCAUUACAGGCAACCAUGGGUUAUGGGUGUGCAAGAAGAGGUUGAGAGGCUCAAACAGAAAGUUCUCCGCCAUGAGAACCAUGGUUAUUACAGCUGUGGAGACGUAAGAAGAUUAAGAAAAAAGCCGAACCAGCAGAACCCUCCUGAGAUACAAGCAGAUUUGGAGAAUCAACUCAAGGCUUCUCGCAAUGUUGCAAUGGCCAUGGCUGCUAAGGCAAAGCUUCUUCUUCGGGAGCUGAAGAUGGUAAAGUCUGAUCUGGCCUUUGCAAAGCAGCGAUGCACUCAGCUUGAAGAAGAAAACAAGGUUCUUAGGGAGGAUCAUAACGGCGAAAACAGCCAAACUGAUAACGAUGAUCUUGUGCGACUUCAAACUGAGACAUUAUUGGCUGAGAAGGCUCGGUUAGCUCACGAGAACUCGAUAUACACACGCGAAAAUCUCUAUCUGAGAGGAGUGGUCGAAUACCACCAGAUAACGAUGCAGGAUGUGGUCUAUUUUGAUGAGAAGACUGAAGAAGUAACUGAGAUAUAUCCUGUUAAUGUCACUUCAGUGUCUUCUUCAUCAGAUAGGUCUCACACUCAUCCAAACCCGCACAUCUUAGAGUUCAAGUGA